GACGUCUGCUAGUGUUAUCAGUGAUACAUGGAGAAAAAUCACAAAAACAUGAGGCAACGAUGCGCACUCAAACAUGGAAUACUUAAGGAAUUUCUGGCAGAAUUCCUGGGGACAUUUGUUUUGGUUUUGUUUGGCUGUGGCUCCGUCGCUCAGACCGUCCUAAGUCGAAAUGCUCUGGGCGAACCUCUCACCAUCCACAUUGGAUUCUCUGUUGGACUCAUGAUGGCAGCGUAUGUGGCCGGUGGAGUGUCAGGGGGCCACGUGAACCCUGCUGUGUCUCUGGCCAUGGUGAUUCUUGGAAAACUGAAGAUCUGGAAGUUUCCCUUCUACGUCAUUGCUCAGUUUCUUGGUGCUUUUGCUGGAGCUGCUGCAGUCUUUGGAUUGUACUAUGAUGCUUUCAUGGACUUCACCAGUGGGAUUUUGUCCGUGACAGGAAUCAAUGCAACAGGUCAUAUUUUUGCCUCUUACCCUGCGAGACACCUGUCAGUCCUUGGCGGUUUUAUUGAUCAGGUGGUGGGGACAGGCAUGCUGGUGCUGUGCAUCCUUGCUAUCAUUGACGGAGGGAACAUUGGAGCUCCUAAAGGCGUGGAGCCGCUGGCUAUCGGUUUGAUCAUCAUGGCCAUUGGUGUGUCCAUGGGGCUGAACUGUGGGUACCCCCUGAACCCCGCCAGAGACCUGGGACCCCGACUGUUCACAGCUGUAGCAGGAUGGGGGAUGGAGGUGUUCAGCACCGGAGAGUACUGGUGGUGGAUCCCUGUGGCCGGGCCUAUGGUGGGGGGCGUUCUGGCAGCCGUCAUCUACUACCUCCUCAUUGAGUUGCACCACCACCGCCCCCACCAGGAUGAGCCGGAAAAGCCCAAGGCGGAGGAAGAGGAGGAGGAUGAAGAGGAUGAAGAGGAGGAUGAUGACAGCAGUCUGAAGGAUAAAUAUGAGAUGAUCACCAUGAAUUAAAAAAAUGACUUUCAACGCCGAUGCAGUUGAAAUAUUUAAAGGUCAAUCAGGUCAAUAACAUAAGCACAGCAUCUGUCUGUGAGGACAGUUUAACAUAAGGGAUCAUGUAGAAUGAGCUGUUGUUAUCACAGAUGGAAUGGUGCAAAACUGGCCAAUCAGAAUCAAGUAUUUAACACAGCUGUGUCAUAGUAAUUUGUCACAGACUGUAUUAAACACUAAAGUCUGAUUAGCCAGUUACACAGAGCAGUUGUCUGCUUUUCCUUAAGAGAUCCCUGUUGUUUAAGAGGAACACACUGUUGAAACACUGAUGACUGAUAACUGGCCAAUCAGAAUCAAGUAUUUAAUACAGCUGUGUGAUAACUUAUAAUUCUUCUUUAACUGACUUAAUUCUUCUCUGUCAUGGUGGCAAUAAAAAAUUCAAAGUUGAAAACAAAAAAAUACGUUAAAAAUAGCAUGUUAGAUGGAGAAACUGCGGCUAAGUUAGCACUCUAGCUGAUGUCUGUGCUGUCAAUGUAUUUGUUAAAUGAUGACCCAAUGAUUCAAAAAGUAUGUUUGGUUCUGUUUCAUAAGUACAGAUGCCCUCAGAUGACACUCAUCCAUGCAUGUUUUUUAACUUCUGUGAUAACAAGUACAUUGUAGUUUUAGAUUUCUACUUGUUUUCUCAAAUCAUGAGAUAACAAAGCUGGUUUUCCACGAUAAUAAAUUAACCUGAGUAAUUUUCCAGAAGAUCUCAACAGAUUACCUCAUUAUCACAGAGAACCAGCAUUGCUAUCUAGAGUCUAGAGAUAAUUGAUUCCAGAUCUUGAGAAAACAACUAAAAUGUAAUCGUUCUCAUGGAAAACAAAGCAAAUACAAUGAAUGCAUGUCCAUUUAGGGCUUCCAUACAUGAACACAUGGAUAUCUCAGACCUGUGUGCUUCACAUUGUUAAGACUUUCUACAUUAACAGUGUAAAUACUGUAUUAUAAAUAUAACAUAACAUCCCUGUCUCUCUAGAUGUAUUUUUAUGAGAACACUUUGGACUGAAAUAAUAGUUAA
This is a messenger RNA of Cheilinus undulatus (humphead wrasse), 1987 nucleotides long. RefSeq names its product aquaporin-9-like. The record is from RefSeq and is a predicted model, not a curated record. Gene Ontology annotation, molecular function: urea transmembrane transporter activity; water channel activity; glycerol channel activity. Gene Ontology annotation, cellular component: basolateral plasma membrane; plasma membrane. The coding region runs from base 28 to 951 and encodes 307 amino acids. Gene Ontology annotation, biological process: glycerol transmembrane transport; water transport. The transcript has 6 exons. Lineage: Eukaryota; Metazoa; Chordata; Actinopteri; Labriformes; Labridae.